Molecule: messenger RNA, 12333 nt
Organism: Oncorhynchus masou masou (cherry salmon)
Lineage: Eukaryota; Metazoa; Chordata; Actinopteri; Salmoniformes; Salmonidae
Product: rho guanine nucleotide exchange factor 9-like
Exons: 13
Coding region: 760-2553 (597 amino acids)
Molecular function (GO): guanyl-nucleotide exchange factor activity; protein binding
Source: RefSeq, a predicted model, not a curated record
CCAGAGUGUCCCCCAACACCCGCCUCACCCCUGACCCCUCACCCCCCUCGCUCCCCCACUUGUGACCCUGCCUCACCCUCUCCUCUGAUAGGCAGACGGUCUCCUCGAGUGGUGCUGAAGGCCUGGAGAGUAUGUCCGGACUCACCAAGCGUUAACGGCCUGGUGUGUGUGAGCUCAUUGGAAACGGCCAGACAGACAGACAAACAGACAGAGAGCCAGCCAGUCAUACAGGCAGAGAGACAGACACGGCACACCUCUGUGGCCACAGUAGAGAAUCACGUGCCACACUCAAGGCUGGAGAGGAAGACUCAGAAAGAGACAGUGGGAGACAGAGACCACUUAGAAUGUCUGUCUACAGUGGAAGACAGAGAAAGAGAGGGAAGAGAGUGGCACUCAGGAAAUGAUCUGGAUUCCGAGGAUGCUCUACCUGUCUCGGAUCAGACACACCUUCCAAACGGCCAAUCAAAGUUACGGGAAGAAGAGACCGUAGCCACGAGGGAGCCAGCAGGAAACUGCCAUCAGGAAGUAUUUAAGGGAGCUCUAUCAGGCAGUGUUUUGAGAAGACCCAGGUCAGUCCAGUCCUAUUCUAGUCCAGUGAAGACUCCUGCCCCUCCCAAGCCCCCCCGCCCUCGCCCCCGUCCCGCCUCAGCACUGGUCGACCUCCGAGUCUGCAGUCGCUUCCCAGAGGGCUGUGCGUUUGCCGUUACUCAGCAGGCCACAGGGGGCUCUCUGUGCCGGCACAGACGCAGGCCCGGUCCCAUGAUGCACCUCUUGCCGCCGGGUCGGAGACAGGCGGGCAGUCUGGCCAGGCCAUGCUCUGUCAUAGAGCCCUCUGUUACCGUGGAGACAGACCCCGCGCAGAGUCACAGAGCCAUGUCUCGUCCCCCGGGGGCAUCACCUUUAGAGCCCCCCGUCAGAGUGUCUCUUCAGAGGUGUCACUCCCUCCCCCCCAGCAGCCUUACCACUCUGGCCCUGUUUCCGGGACACACAGCAGACUCCCAGUCAUCCUCAAUGUGUCCUGGUGAUGGAGAGACUGGCAGCUGCAGGAGGAGACUGCUCAGAACAGGCUCUGGUCCACUACAAGUUAACAUCUUGAUAAGUGGAGGAUCUAUCGUCAGCGCUGAGGCAGUAUGGGACCAUGUGACCAUGGCCGACCGAGAGUUGGCGUUUAAGGCCGGUGAUGUCAUCAAGGUGCUGGACGCGUCCAAUAAGGACUGGUGGUGGGGUCAGAUCGACGAGGAGGAGGGGUGGUUCCCCGCCAGCUUCGUACGGGAGUGUGUGUGUUGGUCUCCUCAGCUGUGGGUGAACCAGGAGGAUGGGGGGGUGGAGCCUGCGGAAGGGACCAGUGAAGUGGCUAACGGUCACCUGGAUCCGACCAAUGACUGCUUGUGCCUGGGCUCGCCACUUCAGAACCGUGACCAGAUGAGAGCCAACGUCAUUAAUGAGAUCAUGAGCACAGAGAGACACUACAUCAAACACCUCAAGGACAUCUGUGAGGGCUACCUGCGUCAGUGUAGGAAGAGGGUAGACAUGUUUAACGAUGACCAGCUGAGGGUGAUCUUUGGGAAUAUCGAGGACAUCUACCGUUUCCAGAUGGGCUUCGUUAGAGACCUGGAGAAACAAUACAACAACGAGGAACCACACCUGUCUGAGAUAGGACCCUGCUUUCUAGAACAUCAAGAUGGCUUCUGGAUCUACUCUGAGUACUGUAACAACCACCUGGACGCCUGUAUGGAGCUGUCCAAGCUGAUGAGAGACGGGAGGUACCAGCACUUCUUCGAGGCCUGUCGUCUGCUGCAGCAGAUGAUCGACAUCGCUAUCGACGGCUUCCUCCUCACACCCGUACAGAAGAUCUGCAAAUACCCCCUGCAGCUGGCCGAGCUGCUCAAAUACACCCCACAGGAACACAGUGACUAUCGCUACGUGGCGGCGGCGCUGGCGGUAAUGCGUAACGUCACUCAGCAGAUCAACGAGAGGAAGAGGAGGCUGGAGAACAUUGACAAGAUCGCCCAAUGGCAGGCCUCCGUCCUGGACUGGGAGGGUGAUGACAUCCUGGACCGGAGCUCGGAGUUGAUCUAUACAGGAGAAAUGUCUUGGAUCUACCAGCCUUAUGGACGCAGUCAGCAACGGGUCUUCUUCCUCUUUGAUCACCAGCUGGUCCUCUGUAAGAAGGACCUGAUUCGUAGGGACAUCCUGUACUAUAAGGGCCGUAUCGACAUGGACCGCUAUGACGUGCGGGAUGCCAUCGAUGGUCGUGACGAAGACUUCAACGUGAGCGUGAAGAACGCGUUCAAAUUGCACAACAAAGACAGCGAGGAGCUCCACAUCUUCCUGUCCAAAAAACAGGAGGAGAAGAUGCGAUGGCUCCGGGCUUUCCACGAGGAGAGGAAGAUGGUGCAGGAGGAUGAGAAAAUCGGGUUUGAGAUCUCAGAGUACCAGAAGCGUCAGGCAGCCCUGACUGUGAGGAAGGUAUCUAAACAGAAAGGUGUGAACAGGUGCGUGCCCCCCUCCUUACCCCCCUCCCCAGGAUCCCCUACCCCUGGGACAGUAUGACCUAGCAAAAGACUUGGCACAUGCAGAGGAUUUUGAAUUGAGUCAAUCCAAACGAGGCCAGGCUCCUUUCUGGCACAACAAUUCUACUAGAUUAACACCUUUUAAGAAAUAGAGAAACAGACUCUUUCCAAGGACCAUCUAUUUUUUUCUGAGAAACACUCAAACUAAAAUAUUUGGAAGAUUACAUCGUUGUCCUGUGAAAAAUAAUUGAAGACAAAAAAAAAGAACUACUGGAAGAAGGACCAAUGAUGUUUAUUUGUGAGUUUCAUUGCGGAGACUGAGUUUGUGAGUUGUCACCCAGGAGACUGGAGAACUAUGGAUUCUAACUUCUUCACUUCAUUCUAACUGUUCUUGGUUCUGAGUUCCAAUGCUUCUCUCCUUCAGUAGACUGUUCCACACUGAACUGUACUGUACAGGAAUCUACUACUACAUCCCUCAACCCCACCAUCGCCAUCUGAAUGUCCUGGAUUCAUGGAGCUUUUAUUUUGUUCUUUUCAGGCUCUGCCUCGUUUCCAUAUUUGAAGAAAGCAUAUUUAAUGUUCCUUUACCAGAACUAGUGAGUCCACCUACCUACAGUACAGUAUGACUGUGUAGAUGACAGGCGUUGUGUUGAUGUGUGUGUUGAUUAUGUUGUUGUGAGUGUGCACUGCAACGAUGAGGCUGAAAUGGCAUCCUAUUCCCUAUAUUGUUUGGUAGGUGGGGUGCCACUUUGACUGACAGGAGAGCUGUUGGCCGGUUCUAAUGUUUCUCAGAAGUUCUGUUGUCAGCAUCACUGACGACUGUCCCAUUAAAGACUGGUCAGACCAUAUCUCUCUCUCUCAUUCUCUCUAUCGUCUCUCUCUCUCUUUACCCUCUCUGUCUAUCUCUCUCUCUCAUUCUCUAUCGUCUCUCUCUCUUUACCCUCUCUGUCUAUCUCUCUCUCAUUCUCUAUCGUCUAUCUCUCUCUCUCUCUCUUUACCCUCUCUGUCUAUCUCUCUCUCUCUCUCUAUCGUCUAUCUCUCUCUUUACCCUCUCUCUCUCAUUCUCUCUAUCGUCUCUCUCUCUCUCUCCCUCUCUCUCUCUCUCAUUCUCUCUAUCAUCUAUCUCUCUCUUUACCCUCUCUCUCUCUCUCUCAUUCUCUCUAUCGUCUAUCUCUCUCUCUCUUUACCCUCUCUGUCUAUCUCUCUCUCUCUCAUUCUCUCUAUCGUCUAUCUCUCUCUCUUUACCCUCUGUCUAUCUCUCUCUCUCUCUAUCGUCUAUCUCUCUCUCUCUCUUUACCCUCUGUCUAUCUCUCUCUCUCUCUCAUUCUCUCUAUCGUCUAUCUCUCUCUUUACCCUCUCUGUCUAUCUCUCUCUCUCUCUCUCUCUCUCUCUCUCUCUCUCUCUCUAUACCAUCUGUCUCCUCUCUAUCCCCCCCUCUCUCCCCCCUCUCCCUCUCUCUCUCCCUCCCUCCCUCUCUCUUUCUCUCUUCUCCAUCCCCAUUCCCCUCUAUAUCUGUCUUAUCUCUCUCUUUCCCCUCUCUUUGUCUCUCUUUCCCCUCUCUUUGUCUCUCUUUCCCCUCUCUUUGUCUCUCUUUCCCCUCUUUCUUAGUUGUCUCCCUCUUUCUGUUCCCUCCCGUCAAUCUGACUAUGUUUUUCUUUAAUGAGGUUAGACAUCUAAUUGGAUGUCUGCCAUUAUCCAUGAUAUUACGGCAGGUCAGGGAAAUAAUCAAUAGCCGUAACAUCAAUACAACAUUUACAUUAUCUACUACGCACCAAACACUGUUGACAGGGUAUAAUCAUUGCGUCCAUCCACAGAGGCUGGCUGUUGGGUCACAAAGGGUUUCAUGUUCCUGUCUGUCUGAGUACUGAGCUGUAGACAGGUAGAAUGUCUGUCUGUCUCACCUGUCUGCCUGAGUACUGAGCUGUAGACAGGUAGAAUGUCUGUCUGUCUGAGUACUGAGCUGUAGACAGGUAGAAUGUCUGUCUGUCUGAGUACUGAGCUGUAGACAGGUAGAAUGUCUGUCUGUCUGAGUACUGACCUGUAGACAGGUAGAAUGUCUGUCUGUCUGAAUACUGAGCUGUAGACAGGUAGAAUGUCUGUCUGUCUGAGUACUGAGCUGUAGACAGGUAGAAUGUCUGUCUGUCUGAGUACUGAGCUGUAGACAGUUAUAAUGUCUGUCUGAGUACUGAGCUGUAGACAGGUAGAAUGCCUGUCUGUCUGAGUACUGAGCUGUAUACAGGUAGAAUGUCUGUCUGUCUGAGUACUGAGCUGUAUACAGGUAGAAUGUCUGUCUGUCUGAGUACUGAGCUGUAGACAGGUAAAAUAUCUGAGUACUGAGCUGUAGACAGGUAGAAUGUCUGUCUGCCUGAGUACUGCGCUGUAGACAGGUAGAAUGUCUGUCUGUCUGAGUACUGAGCUGUAGACAGGUAGAAUGUCUGUCUGUCUGAGUACUGAGCUGUAGACAGUUAUAAUGUCUGUCUGAGUACUGAGCUGUAGACAGGUAGAAUGCCUGUCUGUCUGAGUACUGAGCUGUAUACAGGUAGAAUGUCUGUCUGUCUGAGUACUGAGCUGUAGAUAGGUAGAAUGUCUGUCUGUCUGAGUACUGAGCUGUAGACAGGUAAAAUAUCUGAGUACUGAGCUGUAGACAGGUAGAAUGUCUGUCUGCCUGAGUACUGCGCUGUAGACAGGUAGAAUGUCUGUCUGUCUGAGUACUGAGCUGUAGACAGGUAGAAUGUCUGUCUGUCUGAGUACUGAGCUGUAGACAGUCAUAAUGUCUGUCUGAGUACUGAGCUGUAGACAGGUAGAAUGCCUGUCUGUCUGAGUACUGAGCUGUAUACAGGUAGAAUGCCUGUCUGUCUGAGUACUGAGCUGUAUACAGGUAGAAUGUCUGUCUGUCUGAGUACUGAGCUGUAGAUAGGUAGAAUGUCUGUCUGUCUGAGUACUGAGCUGUAGACAGGUAAAAUAUCUGAGUACUGAGCUGUAGACAGGUAGAAGGCCUGUCUGUCUCACCUGUCUGUCUGAUUGGACUAACACAUAUCAUCUAAUUCCAUGACAGAAAUGACAAAAUUAUAUGACAGAUAAUUUUUAUUUUUUACAUUUUGUUCAGCUGUCGAAUAAUUAACAUUCACACUGAAGCAAAUAGGUUUUUUAAAUUCUGCAUAUGUUGAGGAAGCAGAGCCAACCAUACAGUUGUGUGUGUUCCCUUGUUUUAGACAUAAGUAAGAAUACUGCACUAUUGGAGAUGGAGUCAACCAGGGGAGGCUGCUGAGGGGAGGACGGCUCAUAAUAAUGUAUGGAACGGCGUCAAUGGAACCGUAUCAAACACAUCAAAGAUGUGGUUUCCAUGGUUUCCAUGCGUUUGAUACCAUUCCAUUGACGCCGUUCCAGACAUCCCCUCAGCAGCCUCCACUGAUAUCAACUGGUGUCGGGUUUCAUUUCAAGCUCAGUUGGUAGAGCAUGGUGCAUGUAAUGCCAGGGUUGUGGGUUCGAUUCCCUUGGUGGACCAGUAUGAAAAUGUAUCCACUCACGACUGAAAGUCCCUCUGUAUAAGAGCAUCUCCUAAAAGUUCAAUGUUUUUUUAAGGGUGAGAAUGUUGUAAACUAGAGAGAAAUAUCCACUGGAUGUCUCUGUUUAUAGGUCUUUGUUUUCCUGUUUCAAAGUUUGAAUUUAAGUUAAUCAAAUCUGUCAUAUUAAUGAUCAACUCUGUCAUAUUAAUGAUCAACUCUGUCAUAUUAAUGAUCAACUCUGUCAUAUUAAUGAUCAACUCUGUCAUAUUAAUGAUCAACUCUGUCAUAUUAAUGAUCAACUCUGUCAUAGUAAUGAUCAACUCUGUCAUAGUAAUGAUCAACUCUGUCAUAGUAAUGAUCAACUCUGUCAUAUUAAUCGAAGCGAUGUUCAUACUUAGACACAAAUACAGAAACAGAUUUUUUAUCAGAUGAUACCAGUUGAUGGAAAUCAAAUACAGUAUGCCAACUUGUGCAAUGUGAUAUAUCAUUGUAUCUACAAUACUCACGACAAUGUGGUAUAAAACAAUUAUUAUAUAGUUUUAUGUAAUUUGUUUGCCUUCUCAUAGGCCCUAUAUAAAUUAAUUAUUGAAGAAGAAAUCAUUUAGAUUUUAUUUGUAUGGUGUGUAAUUUAUGUUUUUUUUUAUUUCAGUAAAACAAAAGUGAUAAAAGGAUGAUUUGAUUCCUGGUAUCUCUAGAAAGUGUUCCUAGAAUGAUUGCUUUAGAUCAGGGUGGCCAACCCUCCUCCUGGAAAGAUACCCUCCACCUGGAGAGAUACACUCCUCCUGGAAAGUUACCCUCCUCCUGAAGAGUUACUUUCCUCCUGGAGAGAUACUUUCCCCCUGGAGAGAUACCUUCCUCCUGGAGAGAUACCUUCCUCCUGGAGAGAUACUUUCCUCCUGGAGAGAUACCUUCCUCCUGGAGAGAUACCCUCCACCUGGAGAGAUACUUUCCUCCUGGAGAGAUACUCUCCUCCUGGAGAGAUACCCUCCUCCUGGAGAGAUACCCUCCUCCUGGAAAGAUACCUUCCUCCUGGAGAGAUACCCUCCUCCUGGAAAGUUACCCUCCUCCUGGAAAGUUACCCUCCUCCUGGAAAGUUACCUACCUCCUGGAGAGAUACUUUCCUCCUGGAGAGAUACUUUCCUCCUGGAGAGAUACUUUCCUCCUGAAGAGAUACCUUCCUCCUGGAGAGAUACCCUCCUCCUGGAGAGAUACCCUCCUCCUGGAGAGAUACCCUCCUCCUGGAAAGAUACCUUCCUCCUGGAGAGAUACCCUCCUCCUGGAAAGUUACCCUCCUCCUGGAAAGUUACCUUCCUCAAGGAGAGAUACUUUCCUCCUGGAGAGAUACUUUCCUCCUGGAGAGAUACAGUCCUCCUGGAGAGAUACUUUCCUCCUGGAGAGAUACCUUCCUCCUGGAAAGUUACCCUCCUCCUGGAGAGAUACCCUCCCGUUUGAUUUUAUUCCAACCCUGCACCUACACACCAGACUCUACUAACCAGCUGGUCCCCAAGACCGUGAUUAUCUUGAAUCAGGUGUGUUAGAGCAGGGCUGGAACAAAAGCCUGAAGGAGGCUAUCUCUGAUCUAACUGUGCCCUAACAAAUGUGCAUCCCAAAUGGCACCCUAUACCAUAUACAGUGCAAUACUUUUGACCAGUGCCCAUGGUCAAAAGUAGGGAAUAGGGUGCCAUUUGGGACACACACUAACUGUGCCCUAACAGAGAUGCUAUCUAACAGAGAUGCCCUAACAGAGAUGCUAUCUAACUAAGAUGCUAUCUAACAGAGAUGCCCUAACAGAGAUGCUAUCUAACAGAGAUACCCUAACAGUGAUGCCCUAACAGAGAUGCUAUCUAACAGAGAUGCUAUCUAACAAAGAUGCUAUCUAACAGAGAUACCCUAACAGAGAGGCUAUCUAACAGAGAUACCCAAACAGAGAUGCUAUCUAACAGAGAUGGUAUCUAACAGAGAUACCCUAACAGAGAUGCUAUCUAACAGAGAUACCCUAAAAGACAUGCUAUCUAAUAGAGAUACCCUAACAGAGAGGCUAUCUAAUAGAGAUACCCAAACAGAGAUGCUAUCUAACAGAGAUACCCUAACAGAGAUGCUAUCUAACAGAGAUGCCAUAACAGAGAUGCUAUCUAACAGAGAUACCCUAACAGUGCCUUCCAGCGUCCCACUAGUGAUUACUGGAUCUAUUCAUGCAGCAACGAUGAUUCAGGCAUGUAUUCUCUUUCCCACUCCGGUGUAGGACUUCUCGUCUUUCUGGGCCGUCCCAAAUGGCAAACCAAUUCCCUAUAGGUCUCUGGCCAAAAGCAGUGCACUAUAUAAGGAAUAGGGUGCCAUUUGGGAUGGCCCAGAAAGACGAGAAGUCCUACACUGGAGUGGGAAAGAGAAUACAUGCUCUGUGCCUGCGAGUGGGGAUUCCCAGUGUUAGAGAAACCAGACAGACAGAAACAUGAGGGGCAGGAGCCUGGGAGCCAAACUGAAUAUCACUCUAAAUAUCACUCAGAAUAUUCUUCUAAAUAUCUCUAAAUACACCAGUCAAGCACAACAACCUCUGCUCACAUAUGCAGUGUGUAUUCCAGAAUAGGUCAGGCUGUUUCCAUGUGAGCGGAGGUUGUUGUGCUUGACUGGUGCAUUUACCCCCUAACAAACCCCAAAAUGAUUAUUGUAGUACCAGAGCAUCUGUUGAAUAUCAGGGACAUUUCACUCUUUUUGCCUGACGAAUCCUAAGACUAUCUAAAACCUACAUUUUCACCUAAAAUGACAUACCCAAAUCUAACUGCCUGUAGCACAGGCCCUGAAGCAAGGAUAUGCAUAUUCUUGAUACCAUUUGAAAGGAAACACUUUGAAGUUUGUGUAAAUGUGAAAUGAAUGUAGGAGAAUAUAACACAUUGGAUGUGGUAAAAGAUAAUUAAAAGAAAAAAACAUGCUUUUUUUAAUCAUAUUUGAAAUGCAAGAGAAAGGCCAUAAUGUAUUAUUCCAGGUUUGGUAUGAUUUUGAUUUUGGCCACUAGAUGGCAGCAGUGUAUGUGCAAAGUUUUAGAUUGAACCAAUGAACCAUUGCAUUUCUGUUCAAAAUGUUGUAUCGAGUCUGCCCAAAUGUGCCUAAUUGGUUUAUUGAUACAUUUUCAAGUUCAUAACUGUCCACUCUCCUCAAAGAAUAGCAAGGUAUUCUUUCACUGUAAUAGCUACUGUAAAUUAGACAGUGAAGUAAGAUUAACAAGAAUUUAAACUUUCUGCCCAUAUCAGAUAUGUCUAUGUCCUGGGUAAUGUUCUUGUUACUUACAACCUCAUGCUAAUCACAUUAGCCUGCGUUAGCUCAAUCGAUCCCGUAGAGGUUAAAUUAAAUGUAGAUUAAAUCAGUUCAUUUAGAAUUUAAUACAUUUUCCUAUUGAUCUCCUCAGUGUAUUAAUGAAAGACGUAGGGGGUUUGACAGAAGGACAGAAUGGUGGGAGAUGAUUAUAUAGUUAGUCAGUAUUUGGUUUAUUUACAUUACUUUUUAAUUUUCCAGUUCAACUUCCACAUUUUAGAGAAGCUCACUGGCAUAAAAUGGUGAGGAAACAGACAGAACAGGCAUACUACCUGUGACUAGCAGCUAGCUACAUGUGCAUACUGUAUAAACAACAGAUCAUAUAUUAUAUUGCAAUAUUAGUAUUAUCCGUUGGAGACUGCCAACAGUGUUGCUUCAGUUCUAGUUUGAAUCUCAAAUGACAACAUAAUCCCCAAUAUAAUGCACUACUUUGGACCAGAGCUCCUAGGCUCCUGUUCAAAAGUAGGGCACUGUAAAGGGAAGAAGGUGCCAUUUGAGGCCCAGUUCUAUCCUCAGUACCAGAGACACAGUUCUAGCCUCAGUACCAGAGACCCAGUUCUAGCCUCAGUACCAGAGACCCAGUUCUAGCAUCCGUACCAGAGACCCAGUUCUAGCCUCAGUACCAGAGACCCAGUUCUAGCCUCAGUACCAGAGACCCAGUUCUAGCAUCCGUACCAGAGAACCAGUUCUAUCCUCAAUACCAGAGACACAGUUCUAUCCUCAAUACCAGAGACACAGUUCUAUCCUCAAUACCAGAGACACAGUUCUAGCCUCAGUACCAGAGACCCAGUUCUAGCCUCAGUACCAGAGACCCAGUUCUAGCCUCAGUACCAGAGACCCAGUUCUAUCCUCAGUACCAGAGAACCAGUUCUAUCCUCAGUACCAGAGAACCAGUUCUAGCCUCAGUACCAGAGACACAGUUCUAUCCUCAAUACCAGAGACACAGUUCUAGCCUCAGUACCAGAGACCCAGUUCUAGCCUCAGUACCAGAGACCCAGUUCUAGCCUCAGUACCAGAGACCCAGUUCUAUCCUCAGUACCAGAGAACCAGUUCUAUCCUCAGUACCAGAGAACCAGUUCUAGCCUCCGUACCAGAGACCCAGUUCUAGCCUCAGUACCAGAGACCCAGUUCUAGCCUCGGUACCAGAGACCCAGUUCUAGCCUCAGUACCAGAGACCCAGUUCUAGCCUCAGUACCAGAGAACCAGUUCUAGCCUCAGUACCAGAGACCCAGUUCUAGCCUCGGUACCAGAGACCCAGUUCUAUCCUCAGUACCAGAGACCCAGUUCUAGCCUCAGUACCAGAGACCCAGUUCUAGUCUCAGUACCAGAGACACAGUUCUAGCCUCAGUACCAGAGACCCAGUUCUAUCCUCAGUACCAGAGACCCAGUUCUAGCUUCAGUACCAGAGACACAGUUCUAUCCUCAGUACCAGAGACCCAGUUCUAGCCUCAGUACCAGAGACCCAUUUCUAGCCUCGGUACCAGAGACCCAGUUCUAUCCUCAGUACCAGGUAGAUCAUUAUCAUCAUAUCAUGGUGUUUUAAGGCAUCCAGAGUUCUGCAUGACACAUGAGAUGAACUCUUUGAAGAUUUUGUUUUCUCUUUUAACAACCAACAUGUUUGCCGUUAUUUUACAACCUGCCACUGUUUCAUUCCAUGUCAUGAUAUGAUGAUUUCUCUGGGCCAUAAUAUUCUGUUUCCCUCUCUCAAGGGAUUGUAUGUAUUCAUGGCAGACAACAGUAGAGAAUCUGGAUCCACAGACAUGCCUUAAUAAUAUUAUUAUAACACUUGAUUGUGGUUUGCUAUCAAUCAACAAUGAAUUGAUUGGUGGUUAAGACAUUAACAUAACACUGGACUCUAGUUUAUACUUUGAUAAAUCAUGUGUUCAUUUGAUCAGUGAGUUCUCUGCCACACACUGACUAUUGAUAGAAUAUCCUACCACUCCUACAGAACAGAUUCAAGGUAAAUGGGUCAUUUUCUAUGGCAUCGGCACAUCACAUAGGAGAUUUGUCUACUGUUCAUGGUGUGUAUGUAUUUAUGCUGAACCAAUCAGAAACCUGGUAGGAGGAGCUAUAUGUAACCAUGGCCCUGAAUACAUUCAUGGACUCCGUCUAUUCAUGGCAGCAGCUCUACUCAACACAGUUAUGGAUUCUUUGUUCUUUGAGGUGCAUUUUGGAGACACACUAUUUAUUUUCCUGCCAAUAUUAUCACAAAUAUUUAUGAAAUGUAAUAUGGUGUAUUAUGUUGAUAUUAAUGUUGUUGUUUUAGUCAUUGACAGAAUAAGCCCUUGAUUCUGUUGUUGGCCGGGUGUCUGUUGUUGGCCGGGUGAGUCUAUAUUUAGGGCUGGAAGGAAGGCAAAUCUGUAGCAGCCAUUAUACAUAUGAUGCACUGGUUUCGUCCCAAAUGACAUCCUAUUCCCUAUAUGGUUCCCAUGGGCCCUCGUCAAAUGUAGUGCACUAAACAGGGAAUAGGGUACCAUUUGGGACGUACACACAGUCAUCAUUACAAAUCCUUGUUGCUUUUCUCUAGUUGGUUAUACAGUAGUAUGUAGUUUCAGAACAAGCAGGGUACUAAUGUAUGGACACUGAAACAGGUAACAAGACAAGUAACAAGUUUAGUUGGAGCAACUAGGCUAUUCACUGUACAUUCACAUUGCCAUCUAGAAUGGGGGGGGGGGGGGGUUGGACCCUGGUAUGACUUCUAUUUUAUCUGUCAGUCUGAAAUGUCAUCACCAUGUUUGUACAGUACAAAUAGCAGGAACAUAUAUUUUCUCUCUGGCCUUUGAUUAGGUUUGUUUUGAUUUGUUGUAGAAAUGGAAAAAAACAACCCUGAAACUAAGUAAUGCCUAUUCAAAUCCUGAAACUGUGAAUGGGGAUCGUCGAGAAGUCUAUGUAUAUGUUUUGAUGUAAUCAAAGAGCACUGGGAAUUAUUACGUUGUAUUUCUCUGUAAAAACUGAACCACAUUGAUAUAACUGUACUUCUGUUGAAAUUAAAACCUCUAUAUACUGAA